GGUCGCGUUCAGUAGUUCGAACACUCUCCCCGCGGAACGCGACCCGAACCGAACAGCCCCCGAGGACCGCCCGCGCCCGCCCCCCGCAUCUGUAUUCACCUGCACGGUGCACGGGCGGAGGGGCGCGAGAUAACCGGCAGUGAAUCAACGCCCGCGCCGCCCCCGGGCCUCCACCCCCAGCCCCCUAACUGUCCCGCCCCUGGUUCGGCCCCCGGGGCCCGACCCUCCGCAGGACUUCGUCACCGCCGUGACACCGGCCACAGUCACGGAUCUCCCUUCGACGGCGCGGGGACGAGCACGGCGGCCAUCGCCACCUCCAGGGACCACUCGUCUGCAGCGACCGCUACGAUUCGCCCGGCGGGAGCCGCAAAAUGUGGCCGGGCGUGCUGUGCGGCGUGCUGCUGCUGCUGACGGGCAGGGUGCUGGAGGCGCACCGCGGCCAGGAGGCGGCCACGCACUUCACCAACGAGUGGGCGGUGCGCGUGGAGGGCGGCCCGCGCGUCGCGAGACUCGUCGCCGCCAGGAUGGGCUACUCCUUCAAGGGGCCGAUUAUCGGCUUUAGCAACACCUACCUGAUGGUCAAGGCGGACAGCCCUCGGACGCACAAGCGGGCGAACCCUCACCUCACGGAGCGGCUAGUGCAGGACGACCGGGUGGUGUGGGCGGAACAGCAGUUCACCAAACCGAGACAGAAGCGGGAUUUUAUUCAAGUCCUCCCGCCCGACGACGGGUCCCCGCCUCGCGCCGCCGCGAGCGCCGUCCCGCGGCGGCGGUCCCAACUGCGGCGCCGCUACGCCGCGUCCGAGUCGGCGGCGGCGGCUGAGGCGUCCGCGGCCGGCGGCGCCACCUCGCGUCGGGAGGACGAACUCAACGCGACGGCGGCGCUUGCAGGAAGGCUGGGCUGCGCCGCGGCCGGGGUAACGCCGGCGCAGAGCGCGCGCCUCUUCAACGACGAGCUCUGGCCGCGGCAGUGGUACCUCAUGGACACGCGCACGCGCCUCGACCUGCCCAAGCUGGACCUGCACGUGCUGCCCGUGUACUGCAGGGGCAUCACGGGGCGCGGCGUGCGCGUCACGGUGCUCGACGACGGCAUGGAGAAGGACCACGAGGACCUGCGCGACAAUUACGACCCCGACAUCAGCUACGACGUGGACGACGGCGACCUGGACCCCUCCCCGAGGUACGACCCGUCGACCUCCAACGCCCACGGCACGCGAUGCGCCGGCGAGAUCGCCAUGAAGGCCAACAACCGCAAGUGCGGCGUCGGCGUGGCCUUCAACGCCAGGAUAGGCGGCGUCAGGCUGCUCGACGGCGAGGUAAACGAUCGCAUGGAGGGCACGGCGCUGGGCUGGGCGCACCACCUCGUCGACAUCUAUAGCGCGUCCUGGGGACCCAACGACGACGGCAAGACGGUGGAGGGCCCCGGCAGGCUCGCCCUCGAGGCCAUGAAGCGCGGCGUCACCGAGGGUCGUGGGGGGAAAGGAUCCAUCUACGUGUGGGCGUCGGGCAACGGCGGCACCUUUGGCGACAACUGCAACUGCGACGGCUACGUCAACGCCGUGUACACGCUGGCCAUCGGCUCGGCCUCUGAGCGCGGUCACUUCCCGUGGUACGGCGAGCGCUGCGCCUCCACCAUGGCCACCGCCUACUCGUCCGGCGCCUACUGGGAUCAGAUGAUCGCCACCACCGACCUCAGGAACUCGUGCACCAUACGCCACACUGGGACAUCCGCCGCUGCCCCUCUGGCCGCUGGCAUCAUCGCCCUCGCCCUCGAGGCAAACCCCGCGCUCACCUGGCGAGACGUGCAGCACCUGGUGGCCAGCUCCUCCGAGUACGCCCCGCUGGCGGACAACCCCGGCUGGCGGCAGAACGCGGCCGGCUUCUGGGUCAACACGCGCUUCGGGUUCGGCCUGCUCAACGCCGACGAGCUGGUGCACCAGGCGCAGGACUGGGUCACCGUCCCCGACAAGGCCGUCUGCGUCGUCGACGGGAUCACUUCGCAGAACGCGUCCUUCGUGCGCGGGGAGCGCAUAGCGGUGCUGUUCGCCAGCGACGGGUGCGGCGGCGGGCCGCCCGAGCAGGCCGUCAACUUCCUGGAGCACGUCGAAGUGUCGGCCAACGUCGAGUACCCCGUGAGGGGCGCGCUCGAAAUGUACCUCACGUCGCCGGCGGGUGAGGAAAUCAUCGCGAUGACGGAUCAGCUCAACUCCCCUCUCUCCCUCUCUCUCUCUCUGUUCGCUGGGCCCUCUCGGCUCGGCACCGCACUGCCCCUUAGUGGCGCCGCCGCGGCGCGUAGUGAUUUCCCCAGGCGACUCAUCGGGACCGUCGCGACGUCCCGCCGGGGCCUUCCGUAAAUGAUGAAACGCCGCCCCAAUUCCCUCGUUCCUCACUCACUCCUCGCACGCACACACGCCCGUGGGGGGUGGCCGAAGACACUACUUACUUUACGGCCGUACCCCGCGCCUAAAACUCUCUGAACAGUGUUG
Messenger RNA from Frankliniella occidentalis (western flower thrips), 2486 nucleotides. Its product is annotated as neuroendocrine convertase 1-like. Gene Ontology annotation, molecular function: serine-type endopeptidase activity. Gene Ontology annotation, biological process: protein processing. The record is from RefSeq and is a predicted model, not a curated record. The coding region runs from base 372 to 2354 and encodes 660 amino acids. Lineage: Eukaryota; Metazoa; Arthropoda; Insecta; Thysanoptera; Thripidae. Gene Ontology annotation, cellular component: trans-Golgi network; Golgi membrane. The transcript is spliced from 11 exons.